Molecule: messenger RNA, 1012 nt
Organism: Paramacrobiotus metropolitanus
Lineage: Eukaryota; Metazoa; Tardigrada; Eutardigrada; Parachela; Macrobiotidae
Exons: 2
Coding region: 298-699 (133 amino acids)
Source: RefSeq, a predicted model, not a curated record
UAUACCCGGCACUGGGCACGAAACUGCAGUCUUUGUACUUAAUCUUUUGACGAAAGAAUAGUGACUCUUCAGAUGAUGCAGUGAGCAACGUCGUCUACUUACUCCUCUGCAUCUCUUCCUGUCUCCACACUUCCGGCAAGAUUGAACACGGCUAGGUUUGAAUGAAUUUUUCCUAAUUUCCUUAAGGUGCACCUUUGACCUGGUCUGUGGUUUAGUCGAAGUGCACGCUUCUACAACUGAUCAUUUGAUUUAGUAGUGAAUAAUUUACUAUAUUAUAUACUGCGUUGCGAUCCUUAUAUGCUGUAUGAGGAUAACAUGGAGUCCACGCAGCUGCAGCAGAUUAUCGCUGUUGUUUUUCUGGUAAUAUUAUUUCCGUAUGUGACCAAGGGAUUCGCUUUGCGCUUGUUCGACCCGGAAAUGGGCAUUAAGCACAACAACGAUGCCGUCUACGCUGCCGUGCCUCCUCCGGCAACCACACGCAAGCCGUCAGUGACCACAAGACGCAUUAAAAUUCCCGCCAGUCUCAUGAACGGCUUUAUGCCGCGAUUUGUGCCUCCAAAUCGGCAAAUGCUGGAGUGCGCCACUUAUGCGGCGUGCAAGGAGAAAAUCAUAAAUUACCUUAAUAAUGCCACUCUGGAGCGAAGGAAGAGCCUACAGCUGGCGCUGCUACCCAUGAGUGUUAAACACCGUCGUUCCUGAUUGGGAUGAUUUUCCUGCUGGCUGUGUUAUUUUCUGUUCAGCUCUAUCUAGGCUAGCGCGUUUCUAAUAACUGUGCCGUACUUUACUCGUAAUCAGCACGCACCAUGUGAGCGGCUUCCAUGAAGAAUGUAAUAUUUUUAGUAAAAUCAUGGAAGAGCAUUAUUGAUAUUUGACCAAUAAUCUAUAUUAUUAUGCAAUGCUUGACGUCACAUGUGUGUAAAUUAACGUUGAAACGUUCAUACGCUUAGAUUUAAAUACAAAAUUUGUAACUGUACGGUAAACGUGAUGUCCUGUAUCAAAAUAAAAAGCUUAC